Molecule: messenger RNA, 5798 nt
Organism: Rhineura floridana
Lineage: Eukaryota; Metazoa; Chordata; Lepidosauria; Squamata; Rhineuridae
Gene: MAVS
Product: mitochondrial antiviral signaling protein
Exons: 8
Coding region: 376-2460 (694 amino acids)
Source: RefSeq, a predicted model, not a curated record
UCCCUGUCUUCCUGCCUGCUCCUGCCCCAAGAGGCCGGAAAACCCCUUUUCUUGCAUCACCGCUUUCCUGUUGGGUCGUUUUCGUGUUGCAAUCUGGAGGCAAUGAAAUUCUUCGGGUUUCGUCACCGGGGAUUCCUAGAGUCCAGGAACAAAGGGGGAGGGGGGAAAUAGGUAAGAGGCCUGUUUAGACGUUCGUGGGUUAAUAAUCCCUUCCCGAUCUAUGGGUGUUGUCUGACUCACGUCGUGCACACCCCUGGGCUUGUGAGCAAGGACCGCUGAACUCGGUGGGACUUCUUAUGAGUAGACCUUCAUAGGAUUGCGCUGCACGGGGAAGGAAACAACGGAGAUAGGACCCGUUCUGGGUGCUAACUGAAGAUGGGGUUUGCCGAAGACAAAGUUAAGAAGUAUAUUAAGGAGAACAUGCGCAGCUUCCACUCUGUCCGUGUCCUCCACAUGCUCGACUAUCUGCCGUGUCUCACGGAGACAGACAAGCAAGAGAUUAGAUCGUGUGUGGACAGACAAGGAAACAAUUUGUCUGUGUGGGACUUCUUUGAACGCCUCCAGAGUAGACAAGGCUGGGUGCAGUUGUUCAUAAAAGCUCUCAAGGAGGAGAACUUAAUCGACCUAGCUUCUGACAUCCAACAAAUUUACAUCAGUUGCCUGCCCACUCCACAUACAGAGACAGAGCUCCCAAUUUUGCAAGAGCCUCGAAGAAACAGUUCAGCAGCUCCUGUGCAGCCAGCUCUGGUGAAUCGUUCCCAGGUGGUGGCAUCUGCUGCUGUGGAUCCCAACCCACCAUCUCCUGAUCGACCUACCUCUUCUCUGCAUAACCUGUCGAGGCCUAGUAAAGUCCAGCCUCUUUCACCCUUGCAUACAGGUGCCUUGGGGCCUUCAUACUUGACCACGAAUGCAGCCUCCCAAGAUGUAGCUGAUUACAACCCUCCCGUUCAAGAAACUGAACAUCCGCUUAAUAGGAGCGAGGUGGUGGUAAAACCGAAGCCCGGAAGCAGUGUCAGAAAGCUAGGACCUUCCACACCUCCCAAGGGCAACGUAGCAGCUCCCGAUGCUAGAAUGGUGCCAGGAGGAGAGAAAGCCACUGAUGAUGCCCGAGCCACAUCGGCUACAAAUGCAUCUCCUCAGUCGUUAGAUGACCCUGAAUCAACGAGAGAGGUGCCUGGAGAGGCCCUGCCAAGUGCCACGCUGGCGCCCUCCAGCAAUGAUGUGGACCAUUCACCGCAGAAGUGGGAUGGCCGCCCGCAGCGUCCUGUCUGCGUGAAAAAUGGGUAUUUUGGAAACAUGAAUCGCCCUGUGGACAACGCUGUGUCUCCCGGUCCUGCUGCCUCGUCAAGAAAUCUGCCAGAAGAGAAUUAUUACUCUUCAUCUGACAUCAGUUCCCCGUUGGCUUCAAGUGGUGAAGGAACUGGUGUACUGGUAAACAUUGCUACACAGCUACCCUCAAAUGUUCCUUUGAUUGGCAGCUCUGUCAACAGCUCCCAGCUCCUCAUUAGCCCACCAUACAGUGAGCAAAGUCUUUGCAUGCCUGGACCCGUGCAUUGCAGGCAGUGUCAGCCUCCGCCUUCUGACUGUGAAGGUUCCUCUUCCACCGAUGUGAUACCACCUAACUCGGCUCCAUGGCUUUCAGCUCCUACGGACGAUGAUCUUAACACCACUGUUCAAGAGGAAAAGCUGCCUUCCAGAGGUCCAGGUGACACGGCCACCUCUGAGCUAGUGCCAGAGGAGGUGACUCAGGAAGUUCCUCCACAGAUGACUCAGCCUUCAAAAGUUGUGGGCACAAGCACCACAGAUUUAAGGCCAAAUAGGAACAGUGCCUAUCGCUCUCCCUGUGUCUUCCCUAGCCAUGACGACAGUGACCAUGACGAACCCUGUAAACCUGGUGCUUUGGUUUCAGAACAAGAUGGAAACGUGACAGAGCCAGCCGACCCGCGGUUCAGUGUUAAACAGAAAAAUCCUGCAUAUUCAGGGGGAUCAGAUAGACUUCGCAUCAGCAGUGAAUUCUCUGUAGGAGGUGACCCUUUAAUGCUGAGUGAUACCAGUUUGCCUGAAGAGAGGUGCUCUGGUCCAGCUGUAGGUGCCAUUUUGGGAAGAAACGUGACGAGUGGAGUAGGUAACGAGUCCCUUCAGUCUGUGAAUGGCGGUUCCAUCAGAACCUUCACCAUUGAUGUGGUGGAGUGUCCCAGCCCUGAUCUCACAGGAGCACCAGAUACGAUUGGUUUAGCUAGCGACCCCAAUCACCGAUCUCUGGGUGCCUUGCCUGACUCAGCGGAUGGAUAUCAGCUAAUCAAAAAGGACAAAUCCCACCUUGAGAAUCCAGAGGAUUCCCUGCCGAGCAAGAGAGUCGAUGCUGCUGCACCAUGGACUCCAAGUGAUUAUUGGUUGCUCCUUGUGGGUUGUGCUGUGGCAGUGGCGGCCAUGGCUUUUGUGCUGUUUAGGAAGAGAUAGGCAUUUGGGUGGGAGGAAAGGAGGAAUAGCUUCUGGCCAGCCAAAUGUGUUGAUUCGUGCAUGAGCAAAUGUUGCAUCAUCUUCCCUCCUCGCCAGUGCCUCACCAACUAAAAAUCAAAAAUAUUUUGUCAAUGCCUUUAUAUCAGGAGUGGGGAACCUCUGGCCCACUGCCCAAAUAUGGCCCACCAGUGAGUUAUGCCCCUCAAUUUGCUCCCAUAAGAGGCAGUGUUGACCACUAACUUGGAUGGCUUUAGAAGUGAAUUCGACAAAUUUGAGGAGGACAAUGCUAUCGGUAGUUAAUUACCCUGAUGACUAUGUUCCACCUUCACUGUAGGAGGCAGAAUGCCUCUCAGUAUCAGUUGCUGGAAGCCACAGGAGGAGAGAGUGCUCUUGCGCUCAGGUCCUGCUUGUGGGCUUCCCAUAACGUGCAUCUGGUUGGCCGUUGGGAGAGCAGGAUACUGGUCUAGAUGGGCCACUGACCUGAUCCAGGAGGGCUGUUUUAUGCUCGUCUUGGCCCUCUUCUGUGCCCUCUUUGAGUGCCUUUUCCUGUCUGGAGCGUACCCUUGAACUGUAACAAAAAAGCCAGCAUGCUUUCCACAGGGGGUGGGAGGGUAUGCAUGUGCAUUGAUAUUUCUGGCUUUUGUGUGGCUGGAUUACUUACCCUACAAAGAUAAGAGGCAAAGCAACAGAUGUGACCCACUUUUUGUUGUGGUUCUGCCUGCUAUUGCCUGUGGCCUCCUGCUCCGCUGGUAUGUGGCCCCUGGAAGGUUGCCCAUGAGUCAGUGCAGCUAUCAGGCUGAAAAGGGUUUCCCUCUCCCCUGCAUUCUAUGAUGCCGUGUGUGUGUGUGUGUGGGGAAACCCACCCAAUUUUGUUUCCUUUUUAAUAAAUUUUAUUCCUGGGUGUCUUAUGAUGCUCACAGCAAUUAAUUACUGUUCUGCAUUCACCAGCUGCCUUCCUGCACGUUCCAUCCACCCUUGACUAUUGCUUAAAGAAUUGGACUUCUGUUGUGAAUGCUGUUGUUCCAUAUCUGAAAUGACAUGCCGCAAUUGGUCGCAUUGCCCUCCUGGCCACCACAAGCAAUCGACCUCCCUCUUGACCCAGUGCAGUUGGUAGAGCUCUCUGGUGGAAAGAUGUACUUUUUAAAAACAAAUUUAACUAUGUAUUGCUUUUUGGGCAAUGCAUGACACCCUCUUCUGCCAACUUUAUGGAACUUGCAUGCUUUUAGCUCCUUUUCAUAUUAGAUUCAGUGGUGUAAUACAUAUAGGCUAUGGAGGAUUUAAAAAAAAGCAGACAUGAGUUAUCUCUCAUCAUGCCCUCUUGGGCUUAUGAGCUCUCUGAGGUCAUAGAUUGUCCAGGGUUAGGAACAGGGUGAGGUGGACUUUUGGCCUGAUCCAGUAAAGCAGUUCUUACAGUGCUAGAUUUCAGUUGUCUUAAUUAUGAGCUACAUAUAAUGUCUUGUAAGGCAGCCUUCCCCCACCUAGUGCCUUCUGGCUGUUUUGGAAUAUUAGGUUGGAGAAGGCCAUUGUAUGGAUUAGGGAACCUUCCUUUCUUCACAAUCUGUUCUCACGUUCAUUUCCCUUUCUAGUGUUCCUUGUGUGCAGCAGAAUUGCUGAAGUGCCUAAAAUUUAGGAUUUUUUUGUUCUUUUCAAUAUUAAAAAAGAAAUUCCUGCUGGAUCCCUGAAGACUAGAAACAUUUUUCCCCAGGACUUUUUUUCUGCAAUUAGAUGAGACCAUGUGCUUUGUUUGCAGUCUGCUUGUACACAUGCAUGCUCAUUUUUACAGAUUCUUAUAUCCCAUCUUUCCCAUUUCUUGCAAAACCUCCUAAAACCUCUUACAGCAGCAAAAAUUAAAAACUACUAUAACUGAAAUAAAAGCAGCAAGUAAAAUCAACAAUAAGAAAGCCAGGUAUAAUAAAUUUUAUUAUUUAGCAACUUUUAUAUACCACAGUUUACAUAAAAUGGAAAAAAGCAUUCAUUAAAAAAUAACAAUAAAACCAAGCAUUAAAAACAGUGGAUAAAAUUAUCAAAAUUAGAGAUAAAAUCAAUAGUUUUUAAAAAUAAAUAUACAUAAUAAAAUAAAUGCCUGGGUAGGCCUGCCUGAACAAGAAAGGAUUUAGCAGGCAUCAGGACAUAGUACAACAAAUGUGCCUGCCUAAUACAGGCAGGGAGUUCCAGAGCGUAGGUGCUGCCACACUAAGAGAUCUAUUUUCUUGCAAGUGUGGAAUGAACAUUGUAUGGCACUUGUAAAAGUGCCAGUUCUGCAGAUGGAAGUGGUAGAGUGUUCCUUCAGAUAAACUGGUCCCAAGCUAUUGAGGGCUUUAUAUACUAAUUUAUAUACUAAUAGCAGUACCUUCAGUAAAUAAUGUUCAAAAGUUCAAACCUUCCCACAACUGCAGUCUUUACUGUUCCUAGAAACUGUCCCUUUACUAUUGUAGCUUUCAUAUUUUUACAAAAAAAAUUGUGAGAUGGUACCAUUCUAUUCUUCCUGCCUUCCUCCCACCUUGCACCUGUUCAUCUGAAGACUGCUGGUCUUCAUUUCACUUGCUGGUGUGUUUUAUUUCUUCUGUUUUUAAAAUUAUGAUUAGCUGAAAGUAUGUUUGGCUAUUUUGUGACCCCAUCUUAAUGUAGACCCGCAUUUUCUUCAGCACUCUGCAGCAAAUGCAUUGGGGCCCAGGGUGCAUUAUGUAUACACAACUAGGUACAGUUGUGUGUAUUCAGCAUUUAUUAAAGUAAAAAUAACAAGCACUGCAGUUUUUUUUGGGGGGGGGAGUGUGAAGCCUGGUUCUGGGACAGCAAGGGAUAAAACAAGUGAAAUAUGGGUGGAAUGCUAGUGCAAGCCCAGUCAUUCAUCACCUUCGUUCCAGCUUGUGGCAGAAUAUGUGCCCACUUGCCUGCUUAGAACUGUGGAACUGCCACUUUUACAAGUGCCACAAUACAUUUGUUCAACACUUACUAGAAAUUGAUUGUUUAAUGUGUCAGCACCUACAUUUUGGAACUCCGCCCAUUGAUAUUCACUCUAUUGUUUUUGGCACCUGCUAAAAAAUGUUUAGUUCUAGCGAGGCUAUCCAGACAUGUGAUUUUAAUAGGUAUACGUUACUUCUUUAAAAUUGACUUGUUUAUACUUUUAAAAUUACUUGUUUAUAUUUUUAUAUAUUGUUUUUAAUGUUUGUUUUUAUUGGUGCUUUAAAUCAAUAUCUUAAGACUGUUUUGUAAACUGCUCAGAGGUCCUUUGUUCUAGUAAACAGUAUAUAAACUUUGUUAAAUAAAUAAGAAUGUCUUCUUCUCUUAAGAGCGCUUUUAGAAUUAUUCCCAAGGAGGCCCAUGUGGAAAAAUCUUCC